Messenger RNA from Aspergillus steynii IBT 23096, 9681 nucleotides. RefSeq lists its product as uncharacterized. The record is from RefSeq and is a predicted model, not a curated record. The transcript is spliced from 5 exons. NCBI's taxonomy places the organism in Eukaryota, Fungi, Ascomycota, Eurotiomycetes, Eurotiales, Aspergillaceae. The coding region runs from base 139 to 9465 and encodes 3108 amino acids.
CGCUGUCUUCCACCCCCCUCGACAAUCUUUCCUUUCACAUCCUUCUUCUUCCUCCCUUCCUUUCUAUCAUUUCUCUCAAAUCAUCUGCUAUCUCAUGAUCAACAUCUCAUAGAAUCAUCACUUUCCAUACACGUUACGAUGUCAAACUACGCCCCCGCCGUGAUUGAGCAAGUCUUCAAUCAUAUCGCUUUACCACCUCGUCUACCUGACCACAGUGAUGACGAUGUGGGAAAGAUAAACGAAGGAAUCAUCAAACACGGAGUCGAAGCUGCGGAAGCUCUCUUUUCACUGACAGGAACCGAGUACCAGAAUGUCUGGACGCUUGUUAAACAGUCACUUUAUCUCUGCGGGUCGAUCCACGAAGAUGGCAACAUCAACCGAUACAGACUUCGAGAUGCAUUCAGCGGGCAAAAGGAAACGGCGUGCCUCAUUUUACAUAUCUCGCAACAGAAUGCCGGGCUUCUGAUUCUGCCAGUCAUAAAAGAUCGUGUCAUAAAAGAGAUUGCUGUAGAAUGCUUCGAAGCUUCACCGACCUCUCAGAGUGUACUCGCCUGCACUGGUGCCUUGAAAUGCGAUUACCCCGGCAGUGCAGUCACAAUCCCGCUAGAUACCUGCCAGAGAAAGUCCUUUCAGGAAGUCCUGGCAACAUUCCUCGAACAGGCCGACGAAGAAUUGAUAGAUCGAUUCGCUGCGAAGUCAAAAAAGGCUGGAGCAACUGUUAAUGAGCUUCGCGAUACUGCUUCCCCAGACCUCAUCACACAAAUGCUCAUGUGCCUUUUGGAAGCUCAUGGGUCGCAGACAGCCGUUCCGAUCCUUCGGAAGAGAAUCCGGGAUGAUGUCUGUUGGAACCACGCCUUUCUCCCAUGGCGGCGGAGUCCGUUCUAUUUGGUCAUUCGGGUUUGCAUUCAGAGGAUGUUAUAUUUUAUCUACGGGCCAGAACAAGGACGUGCGUAUUACAAGGUAUUCAUUGCCAUGGUUCACGCUCGUCUAUUGCAAAACGCCACCGGAAAGCUGCCAGUAGAGCUCUGUCACUUUCUUCGGGCCAAGCUUUGUCGACGCCUCAGCAAACUGGAAGCCGAGCGGUCCGAUGCCUCGUGCAAUACUUACAGUGGGUUGUUAGAUAGCUGUUCUGCAAACUUCUCGGAGAUCAUUCAACAGGCUACACUGUCCAUGGACGCGGAAUGGAGGAAAUUCAAGAAUGCUACUCAAAGGUGUAUACCAGCUCUCCCUCUUCGGGCAGAUAAGAGUGACAUGUGCCUUCAACUUCCGAACAGUAUUGGACACCUGAAGAGCAUUCUAAAUUUACCAUUCAACAAGAAGGCUGCUCAAGACAAGAGCUUAAUUGAGAAAGACCUGCCUAAGAUGGUCAACCAGCACUACCAAAGCUUUUCAGAACGCUACCACGUGGUGCAUACACUGCAGCGCAAAUUCCAGAACCAUCGGCCUGUGCUAGCUCACAAGAAAACAAGCUGUACAGAGAUUGCCGGGUGGAUGAAUCGAUACCUCGAUGUGGUGUCUGUAAUUGAGGGCAAUGUUCAAGAGCUGAGCUUGAUGAUGGUUGAUCUGUUUGAACUGUGGGUCAUUAUGGAUACAAAUGCCGUCCAGCAGUACCCCUUACUGGCAGAGUAUAGCUGUGGUUUCAAAUCGAAAAUACUGGAUGUGUUGCAGCUUUCAUCACUUGAUGAUCUGAUUCGCCUGCAAAAGAUUCAGGAAUACAUUACCAAACGUGAAAAGCAGUCUCAGUUUAGAAGUCUCACAAUCUUUUCCGACCCGAAGGCAAAGGGAUUUUCUGACAAGUAUGUGCGGCUUUCUGCUGAUACGCAGCGCUUUCAAAUGCUAGAACGCGAGAUUCAAAAGGCAUCCGACAAAGCACGAAUGAAGAAAAGCAUAGAGCUGCAGCAGGUCAAUGGGCGGUACUCUCAAUUGUGUUCACAAGUCAUGUUGCCUUGUACACGUCAACCUGGACAGAUUCGCGAGAAAUGCAUUCACUGCAAUGCCAAGAAGAAGAGGAAGAAGCUCAUCAUUUACGCACACGAAGACUUCUUGCCCACCGAAGUCAUACCUAGAAGGGCUGUCCUCUUUGAGCUUGCUAUGCCAGUCGAAUUGGCAGUAUAUCGGGACACUACAUGGAGACUUUUAAGCAGGUUCGGGAUGUCAGAGCAUAGCGCAGUUGCAAAACCAUCGCCACUCAGAGGGCUUUUGCGUGAUUAUAGCUCCCUAAAGCCGUACAAUCAGCAUAAAAGACUGAAGUUUCACUUGGGGGCGAUAACGAAAUCUUUUCUUGUUUCACACUACAAGGGUUCCUCCCUCCCGGCCCCCAGCGACCAGGUGCUUCUACCAUUUGGGCCGGAGCUUAGAUACUAUGACACAAGAAAUGAACGAUGGGCAUCUGCGCUACCCAUGGAUCUGACAUUCGCGCAUCAUUUCGGCCUGGAUUCGUCUGUUCUUGCCCUCAUGGGUCUCCAAGAUGACGCCAAUUUUGCGGCGGGUGCCGACGGACGGUCCUCUUACGAGAUCAUGACUAGGCAGAACGAGUGCCCUGUCAACGUAACGGUCCAUGAGUACACUACUUACCAAAGACUCCUACAAGGCCAGGCAACUAGAUGGCUGUCACUUCUCCGUGAGCUCGGCUCGUCGAAUCUCAAUUUCAGUCAGGAGGCGACAAUGCAUCUUAUAAGCUAUUUAGCUUUACAAGCUGGUCCAAAUCCUGUCCAUACACCCUUGCGUUUAGUACAUGAAGUCUUCGAAGACGCGGAGUUUUGCCAUCAGCUCACCACCCAAGUCGAAAGGAUUUUGAGCCAGAUCUGCAACAACUGGCGGGAGUCAUUCUGCAUGGACAUGUUGCUAACAUUGAUUUUACGUAUUCUCAACCUUGGACCGAAGUCAGUUGCAACGGAAGCCCUUCGACUCUUACAUCGUGUCCGACAUGUUACUUCAGAAUGGGCCCAGAAAAUACGCCACGAAAUUCAAGGCGGUGUCCCAACUGAGACGGUCGAGCGACUGAGCAUUUAUGGUUUACUAUCUGGAAUUCUAUGCAAACAAACAUUUUCAAUCCCUGAAGGCAGAAGCACCGACUACAAUAGCUUGCGGACCUUUUUUGCAGCAUGUCUUGCUGUCCAAGAAAACAUUCAGGAUCCAACACAGCUUCCACCGACGAUCCAGAAGAUUCUUGUGCGUGACCUUAGAGUAACCUCUUAUAUGGACUUGUUUCUGCGCAACCAUCUGCCUCUCGAUCCUAUUUGCAUUGAGUCUGCCAUUAAAACUGUUUGGCCCCAUGCAGCGAGUGACGAGAGAGCAUACGGCCCUUGGAAGAUGCUUCGAAAAUCAGACUGGUGGAUGGAGUCCCAGAUCAUUGCAACAGAAUUCUUUCGAUCACAAAAUGUCCACUAUCAUCCAUUAGAUGGUCAUCUUUUAGUGGAUGGGAAGCCUGUUGGUAAACUCCCAUCACAGUUCCGAGAUUCGCCUAAUGUACAAGAGCUGUUUGGCAACGAACACUUGCUGAUAUUUCCAUCCGCCAUGCGAGGUAUGGAAUUUAUGCUUGCGACCCCAAGGGAGCGCCACACAGUCCACUUUGGUCGAAUCAAAGAUCAGGUAGUUGUACGUGCACAUGUCAAAGGAAACUUUUUGCAUCUUGUACCCCGACAAAGCUUUGGAACAGGGGGGCAGGCAGAUCUCCCAGCGACCCUCUUAAUUGAUUGCUUUCAUUGGCUCAACCUGAAGACAAAUCAACUAGAGGUUCGAAGAAAGAAAAAUAUGUGGUGGUUCAACCGUGUCGGGAAUUGGACGAUUGACAUUCCUACCCGCCAGGCAUUUCGCAAAACCGGCGAUCUUGUGGACCCCCAUAGCGGCCUCUUUCGACAGGUAGCCAAGAUCUUUGACGGGUUCGAAGACAGGGAGAAUAUCUCGGUCAUCCAGCCAACAUCAAGAAAUAUUCUCGUCGAAAUGAAAAGAAUGGAUUUGAGUUUCAACGUGAAUGCCAAAGGGAAUCUGGUAUGCACGCAGCUUCACGCGGAAAUUGACCCAGAUCAAGAUGCCGGCACAUGGUACGGAUUGCAAAGCGGGAUUGUUAUGCGUGAGACAUCCAACCGCAGGCAACGGAGUGUUAUUGUCCCUACUGGGUCACCUCGCUACCAUCGUUGUGGGCCACAUGUUCUGGUAAAGAUGACGAAUGAUGGCCAGUAUGGUCGAUACUUGAUCGAUAGCACACUUGGCAGGUUGAAAUGUGAGCCAGAUCCACUGCUGGUGCAUACAAAGUCCCUGCUGCAUGCACUUACAUCUUUCCCAAUCCCUGAUACUCUCACUGGCCGUACGGGGACGGAAGAAGCAAUAGCCUGCUUGAACUCCGCAUCGAGUCAGCCUUGGAACCCUGUGGGACCAUCUCGAGCAGACCCUCUCAUUCACCUUACUCAGCUUACUCCUAGACGAGCCUACUACCCAGUGCAUCUCAAGCGGCAGCAGCAAGUAUUUUGGGAUAAAGAUCUCACGGUCACGAUCCAGCAUGAUUUAUAUCGUCCUAUUAUCGAGGCCAUGGCGACCAAGUUGGAGCGGCUGGGAAUGUUUGCUUUGGAUGAAUGUUACCAGCUGCAACUUGGCUCAGAAGGCGUGCCUCACCUUAGAGAUAGAAGCUAUUUUCGUCGCCGCAAUUUUGAGCGAGGGGAAUCAACCAUCGUUGGGCUGACACAGCCUAGAGAUGCGUCUUACCUAGGUCGACACAACCGUCAAAACAGCACAGAAAGAGCCAAUGUUUACGAGGUUGUACAUAUUUUGCUGCACUCACCAUCAUACAUCCGGACCCCGUCGUCGUUGGCAGCGAUCUUUGACCAGGCGGCUUUUAUCACCGGGCGCAUCGGCAAACACAACAAUGCUUCGUUGAAUGACAUUCUCAAGGGCAAUUUGAUCCAAGAAUGGGGGCCGCUGACUGAGAUGUGUCGUCAAUAUGGCGAAGGCCGGUAUGAUAUCAUGUUCAAACUUGCGACAUUUGGAUUUGCGAAAGAUGUGAACAUGGACCUUUUGCGAACAUUAGCUGCUGUUUGCAUCUACAGUGGCAUGCGCGGUGUCAUUCUUCCAGAGCAUGCCAAGUACGUUGACUUUCAUUUGAAUGAAAGGCCAUCGUUGGGGUUCAUCAAGGAACUAAUCCACUCAUACUCGAAGAUAUCCUCAGAAUCGUUGCGUCAGGCGAUCAAGGAACACAGGGUGGAUUCUUCGACAAGUUUCACAGACUUCAAUAUCAUGUUUCAGCGGGAAGCUCAUAGACUCGCCACCAAGAUCCUGGAUCAAUGGCCAAGCCAAUUCAUAACCCGUCCUCAGAUGAAGGUAAAGACAUUUAGAAUGGACGCCAUGCUAAAGUCAAUUGAAACGGAUUGGCAACGACUUUUCAGAAACAUGGAAUUCGAGGAAUAUCUUUGCAAAGUACAAGAGGUCCUUGACAUGCACCAAACAGAUUAUGGAAUUUCUGUUCCAGAAUGUAUAGAUGCGUCAGCAUCAUACCCCAUUCCCCAUAGGACUGCAGCAGUUCCAAGUAUGGCGAGUCUCUUUUCGAAGAACAGAUCAGCUGAAAACCAUCGGCACAAAAGUAUGCAAGGCCCUGCAUCUGGCCACCUAUGGCGCAAAGGAUCAUAUGCAAAUCACUAUCCCCCGACGCAGGACGGAGAAAGGAAUUCCAACAUACGAAAGGGCUCUCGCGAAACUCGGGAGCUCAGGGCUUUAGUUGAUGAAAUGAUGCUAUCGGCGUCCAAAGGCAGACAAGCGUAUGCUCACAACUUAAAGAGUAGCUUAGACGCUUUGGAAAGUUAUCAAGCGCACCAGGGCUCAAGCACACGAGUUACAAGUCUAAAUUACCUGGAGGAGGAAAUUCCCAAAUCUCAGCACUCGGUGCAGCAGCAGCUUUCAAGAUUUGUUAGAUCAUUAACAGCAUCUGAUGCUCGUCACAGGUGGCUCUCGGCAGGACAGCUCUGGCCCUGUCUGACUCCUAUCACCAUACUGCAACGCCUACGAUCAUCUAGCCAACAAGUCUUUGGAAGUGGAAUGAAAGAAGCCAUUCUCGACUAUGGCGUAGCGGUCACUCAACUGCAGCAGUUAUUGCGAAUUUGCGACGCUGUCAAGAGGAGUGAUUCUCAGCGCUCACGGGACGAAUUCGAGAACAUGGGACAUGAAAAUUGGCAGCCCGAGAGAUUCCCUGACUGGCUACUCAUGGAGAUUGAUGCCAAUAUACUCAUUCGAAAAACGCAAGUGGAUGUUGCACUUGCGACAAUAUCCCCUUCCUCGGGAUCGAAUUCUGUUCUUCAGAUGAACAUGGGUCAAGGCAAAACUUCGGUGGUGAUGCCCAUGGCCUUAUGUGUUCUUGCGAACGGGAAGAACCUCGGGCGCCUGAUGGUCCCCAAGUCUCUCCUUCUGCAGACAGCACAGACCAUUCAAUCCAGGCUUGGGGAUUUGGUGGGCCGCGAGGUUCUUCACAUUCCCUUUUCGCGAAAAUCUCCCAUAGAGCCGGCGGCAAUCCAAGAGUACGGAGCGCUCCAUGAAAAGGUUCUGGAAAAUUCGGGAAUUAUCUUGACGCUCCCGGAACACGUUCUUUCAUUCAAGCUGAGUGGGUUUCAAUGCCUCUCGGAUUCCAAGAUCCAGUCGGCUAGCGCCAUUAUAUCUACCAAUUCCUGGUUGACGCGCGUCUCCCGAGACGUGAUAGACGAGUGUGAUUUCUCCUUGGCCGUCAAAACACAGCUUAUUUAUCCUAGUGGGUCGCAGUUGUCCUUGGAUGGCCAUCCACACCGAUGGAGAACGGCGCACAUACUACUAGGAAUGGUUGAGGAGCACCUGACAGAUCUUGAAACCGAAUUUCCUGGGAGCCUUGAGGUUGUAAGACGUCCAAAUGGCGGCUUCCCCUUCGUCCAUAUCCUCCAGCCAAUGGUCGAAGAAGCUUUGCUCACGAGACUGACAAGCGAUCUGUGCUCUGGUAAAACUAACAUUCUUCCUUUAGUCCCGCCGCACAACCAGGAUGCGGUGCGGAACUUUAUAUCUCAAGUCAAGCUUGACGAAUCCGCUUGCGAGGCUGCGGUGCAUUGUUUCAACGGAGAGUCCACCGCCCUGAAGAACCUAUUUCUGCUACGCGGAUUGAUCAGCCACGAGAUUCUCUUGCUUUGUCUGAAGAAACGGUGGAAUGUGCAAUACGGGCUGCAUCCAUCUCGGAGCCCAAUCGCUGUGCCUUUUCAUGCUAAGGGUGUGCCAUCUGAGCAGGCUGAGUGGGGACAUCCAGACGUGUCUAUUCUGCUUACCUGUCUCGCAUUCUACUACGAUGGAUUAUCGGUUGAUCAGCUGCGUCAAUGCUUGCACAGUCUGUCCGACUCCGAUGACCCGGCUGGAGAAUACGGCCGUUGGGGAGCAUACGUGCACAACCUUCCUGCUUCGCUGCGACAUUGGAAUUUGAUUAGCAUUGACGACGACAUGCAGGUUCGAGAGAUCUGGUCAUAUCUUCGAUACGGAGUGACGUUGAUUAAUUACUUCCUUGACCACUGUGUCUUUCCUGUUCACGCCAAGCAGUUCUCCCAGAGGCUCCAGUUGUCCGGAUGGGAUGUCCCGAUAUUCUCAACGCAGGAGAAAGAACCCGCAGUGCACACAACAGGGUUCAGUGGAACAAACGAUGAUCGAUUUCUCCUUCCCCUCACGAUCAAGCAGAAUGACCUGCCGGCAUUAUCCCACACUAAUGCAGAAGUCCUUUCAUAUCUGCUGCAUUCCCGAAAUCGAUCAUAUGUUGUGGCUUCGGGCCAGAAUGGCAAGCGUCUCACAGAAGAGCAGUUCAUCCGAAAGCUUAAUGCCAUGAACAUUCGCAUUCUAAUUGAUGCUGGUGCACAUAUUUUGGAACACAGCAAUCAGGGUCUCGCGCGCAAAUGGCUGGAUAUCGACUACAAAGCUCCUGCGGCGGUGUACUUCGACUCUGGUAGCAAACCUUGGGUCAUGGAUCGCAAUUACAAGGAGGUUCCUCUUCUUGCAUCUUCGUUUACUAAUGAUCUUGAUAAGUGUCUUGUGUUCCUGGAUGAGGCCCAUACCAGAGGAACAGAUUUGAAGUUUCCGCCCUCGUCGCGGGCAGCGCUGACGCUGAGUUUGGGUCAGACCAAAGAUCAUACCGUGCAAGCCGCAAUGAGACUUCGGCAACUGGGAACGUCACAGUCGGUGGUUUUCGUUGCAUCGCCCGAGGCCCAUCAGAGUGUCUUGGAUGUUCGUCGAAAGUCGUCAAAGGACGCGAUUGAUUCGACUGAUGUGAUCGCCUGGCUCCUUGAGCAAACCUGUCGCCAUCAUGAGCAGCUCCGAUCGUUGUAUCUGGCCCAGGGAUACGACUUUUGUCGGCGGACCGAUGCCGCCUUCGUGAAUGAUCAAUUUCUGAAAGACCCAGAGCACCGGAAUAGGUUUCUGGAUACAUUGCUCCAAAAAGAGGAACAUUCCCUCAAGGAGAUUUAUACUCCCAAUCCGAGAUUCGACGCUUUCGCUGGUGGCACUUACAUGAGCCAGAAGAUUAUCAAGUUUGGCGAAAGUCUUGAUAGCCAACGUCUUGGACAUGGCGCCUCCUUGAGCACCGCGUCUACGUUUGCCUUUGCAGAGGUUGAACAAGAACGCGAGUGCAUGUACCAUGUUGAGCAAAUUCGGGAAGCCCAGCGACCUACACGCUUUGCGCACUGUGUCUUCCCCGGAUUGCAUCCCGCUAUCAGACAGUUUGCUCUUACAGGCCGUCUCGAGGGAUCAAUUGGCUAUGAAACUCCAUUCAGGGCUCUUCAACAGACAACCUUAGGCAGGAAACAUCGUUUGCGGAUCGAGCAACGUUCAAGACUCUUUAUUUCGGACGAGUUCACGCGGACUAUCCAGCUUCGCCAAGAAGGAUACUGGCGUGAAGACUUUCUGCGCCCCGUGCACUGGCUCCUUUGGAGCCCGGAUACAUCAACCGCUAUCAUCCUCAUCCCCGAAGAAGCAGAAUGUGUGCUAUCGCUCCUCAAGCCACUUAACCCAUCACCGACCCACCUCUUGGUAUACGCUGCCCCAUUCGCAAAGACUAUGGUCCACUUCAAUUCCCUGAACUUCUACGCCUAUCCAACUCUCCCCAAGGAUCACGAAUUCCCAUCAACUCUCAAGAUCGAGCUCGGACUUCUAUCCGGCUGCCUCUUCUUCACAUACGACGAGUACACCGCCAUCGUCGACUACCUGAACCAACAUGGAAAUGGCGCGAGAGAUAGCGCCAUCCUGAUCUUCCUUCAGCAAUGGCUGUCGGUGACCCGAAAGGGUCGCGAGUUUAGCCACACGCCGAUGGGGUAUAUUUGUCAGAAUCGACGGCUGGAGCGGACUCAUGCGGUGUUUGUGGAUAGGAGUGGCGAUGUGGAUGGGGAUGUUGUUGCGAAGAUGGGGCGGCUGCGUUUGGAUACGGAGGGUGGGGAUGAUAGUGGAGAUGAUAUUGAUGUUGACGGUGAUGUUGAUGGAUAUUUCGAUUGAGAUGGGUAGAUUUGGUUGGAGAGUGGUUUGAAUUGUGUGGCUUGGUUUAUUUUCUGGUAUUCAAUCGUGGAGCUGUCAUGUCGUGGUCGAAAGUUUGUUGUCAAUUGUGGAAUUGGAGAUUGAGGAGCAUGCUCGAUGAGAUUCACUCUGUUCAAGAUGAUUGCUACAAAUGGAAUGCAUCCAUGAGUAUGUGCUGUUUUCUGUCUGCGAAAUUGG